CAGGCGUUGGCUAUUCCAGCCAGAGCUGUCUGAGGCGACGAGCCAGCCCGCGCGGGCGCAGACACUGCCGGGGUCUGGCUGGGGGUCGGGGAGGUGGGCUGCCUGGCUCCAGGGCCCCUGAGGAGGGAGAGAAGGCCUCGGGCCGAAGGAAGCCAGGCUUUCCCGGCUCUCCUGGGCACCAGGACCUCUGGGGCCCCCAGGCUUCCCCGCUGCUAGCUGGGCCCCAACGGGGCCUCUUGCUUUGAGAUCCCCUUCGGGGCCCCAGUUCCUUGGGGCUCAGCCAGACCAGCCCCUCCUUUUACAGAGGAGGAAACUGAGGCCCAGAGCAGGCAGGGCCUCGCUGGGGCCCCUUUGCCUGGCUCUGGGCUGGGCAGAGCGAGAGGGGCAGGGCCUGGGCGGCCUCCUCUCCCUCCUGGCCGGCCGGCCGGCUGCCACAUCACUUCCCAGGUGAGGCGGUGGGCCAGGGCUGGCCGGAGCCCCAGACAGCCCCCUCCCUCUCUCCGGCCCGAGGCGAGGGCGGGCUGCGCCUCUCCAAGCCAGCCAGCCACCUCCCCCUCUGGCCCCCGGCCAGCCUCACAGCCAGCCCCCAGCGCCGCCUCUCCUGCUCCUGCUCUCUCCCCGCUCCUCGCUGGCUCUCUCCGGCCGGGAAAACAACUGCUCCGUCCCUGCCAGGAGGCAGCCGCAGGCCGCGAUCGAGCCCCGCGCGGCUCCCCAGCCCGCCGGCCGCUUCCCCCUUCUCCUCCCGCUCCGGGCCAAGCCGGCCGGCCCCCUCCCUCCCUCCCGCGCCUCCUGCGCUCGCCCGCUCUCCUCCCUCCCUCCCGCGCCCGGCGGGACCCCAUGCCCUGGGCCUGCGGCGCCCCCCUCCCCCCGGCGGCCCAAAUGCCCCCCUCCGGGCUCCUGGCCCUGCUGCUGCUGCUGGGCCUGGGCGGAGGGGUGCUGGGGGGCCCGGCGGGGGAGCGGGGCCCCGGGGGCGGGGGGGCCCUGGCCCGGGAGCGCUUCAAGGUGGUCUUCGCCCCCGUCAUCUGCAAGAGGACCUGCCUGAAGGGCCAGUGCCGGGACAGCUGCCAGCAGGGGAGCAACAUGACCCUGAUCGGGGAGAACGGCCACAGCACCGACACGCUCACCGGCUCCGGCUUCCGAGUGGUGGUGUGCCCCCUGCCCUGCAUGAACGGGGGCCAGUGCUCCUCCCGAAACCACUGCCUCUGCCCCCCGGACUUCACGGGCCGGUUCUGCCAGGUGCCCGCGGGUGGCGCGGGGACGGGCCUGGGCCGAGGGGGCGCCCUGGGCGGCCCCCCGCCCCCCGCCCCCGACGGGGAGCCCGUGGCCAGCAAGCACGCCAUCUACGCCGUCCAGGUGAUCGCGGACCCCCCCGGGGCCGGGGAGCAGCCGCCGGCCCAGCACGCCGCCUUCCUGGUGCCGCUGGGGCCCAGCCAGAUCUCGGCCGAAGAGGAGGAAACUGAGGCUGAGAGAGAGGGACUUGCGCCAGGUUUCCUCGGUAUGCAGGCGCCGCCGCCCCUGGUGAACGUGAGGGUUCACCAUCCCCCAGAAGCCUCUGUCCAGGUGCACCGAAUCGAAGGGCUGAGCGCCGAAGGCCCCGCGCCCCCCCAGCACCUCCUCCCCCACCCCAAGACCCCCCACCCCCGGCCUCCCACCCAGAAGCCCCUGGGCCGAUGCUUCCAGGACACCCUCCCCAAGCAGGCCUGUGGCAGUAACCCGCUUCCAGGGCUGACCAAGCAAGAGGAUUGCUGCGGGAGCAUUGGCACAGCUUGGGGUCAGAACAAAUGUCACAAGUGUCCCCAGCUGCAGUACACCGGAGUGCAGAAGCCGGGCCCGGUGCGGGGGGAGCUGGGGGGCGACUGCCCCCAGGGCUACAAGAGGCUCAACAGCACCCACUGCCAGGACAUCAAUGAGUGUGCCAUGCCGGGCAUGUGUCGUCACGGAGACUGCCUCAAUAGCCCAGGCUCCUACCGCUGUGUCUGCCCGCCUGGCCACAGCCUCGGCCCCUCUCGAACCCAGUGCCUAGCCGAGAAGCCGGAGGAGAAAAGUCUCUGCUUCCGCCUGGUCAGCCCUGACCUGCAGUGUCAGCACCCGCUCACCACCCACCUGACCCGCCAGAUGUGCUGCUGCAGCGUGGGCAAGGCCUGGGGGGCCCGCUGCCAGCGGUGCCCUGCCGAUGGAACCGCGGCUUUCAAAGAGAUCUGCCCAGCCGGGAAAGGCUACCACAUCCUGACCUCGCACCAGACGCUCACCAUCCAGGGAGAGAGUGACUUCUCCCUGUUCCUGCACCCAGAUGGCCCCCCCAAAUCCCAGCAGCUCCCGGAGAGCCCCAGCAGGGCUCCCCCGCAGGAGGACCCGGAGGAGGAGAAAGGGGCCACCACAGACUCUAUGGAUUCCGAGGAGCGCCCGGCCCAGCAGGGCCCGGUCUCGGUCACCACGCAGCCGCCGGUGCGCCUGUACCCCGAGCUGUUUUCCCGGCCCACCCCGCCAGCUGUGCGCAGAAUCCCCCCUGAUCUGCUCCCUUCCCGGAGCGCGGUGGAAAUCGCCCCCACCCAGGUCACAGAAACCGACGAGUGCCGGCUGAACCGCAACCUGUGCGGCCACGGGGAGUGCGUGUCCGGGCCCUCGGGCUACUCCUGCCAGUGCUAUACGGGCUACCGGCCCCAUCCGCAGCAGCUCUACUGCGUGGAUGUGAACGAGUGUGAGACCGAGCCCUGCGGAGUCGGGAAGGGCGUCUGCAUGAACACUGGCGGCUCCUACAACUGUCACUGCAACCGGGGUUACCGGCUGCAGGUCACGCCCAGCGGCCGCUCCUGCGUGGACCUCAAUGAGUGCGUGAAGCCCCACCUGUGCGGGGACGGAGGCUUCUGCAUCAACUUCCCCGGGAACUACAAGUGCAGCUGCUACCCGGGCUAUCGGCCCAAGCCGUCCCGGCAGCCACUUUGCGAAGACAUCGAUGAGUGCCGGGACCCCAGCUCAUGCCCAGACAGCAAAUGCGAGAACAAACCCGGCAGCUUCAAGUGCAUCGCAUGCCAGCCUGGAUACCGGAGUCAGGGGGGCGGGGCCUGCCGGGACGUGGAUGAAUGCGCCGAGGGCAGCCCCUGCCAGCCCGGCUGGUGUGAAAACCUCCCAGGCUCCUUUCGUUGCACAUGUGCCCAGGGCUAUGCACCUGCUCCAGAUGCCCGCAGCUGCCUGGAUGUGGACGAGUGUGAAGCCGGGAAUGUGUGUGAGCAUGGUGUGUGUACCAACACCCCAGGCUCAUUCCAGUGCCAGUGUCUCACAGGAUACCACCUCUCCCGGGACCGGAGCCGCUGUGAGGACAUCGAUGAGUGUGACUUCCCAGCAGCCUGUAUUGGAGGUGACUGCAGCAAUACCAAUGGCUCCUACCGAUGCCUCUGUCCCGCAGGCCAUCGCCUGGUGGGUGGCAGGAAGUGCCAAGAUAUAGACGAGUGUAGCCAGGACCCAGGUCUCUGUCUCCCCCAUGGCACCUGUGAGAACGUGCACGGCUCUUACGUGUGUGUCUGUGAUGAAGGCUUCACCCCAACACAUGACCAGCAUGGCUGUGAGGAGGCAGAGCAGCCCCACAACAAGAAGGAGUGCUACCUCAACUUCGAUGACACCAUCUUCUGCGACAGCGUCCUGGCCACCAAUGUCUCCCAGCAGGAGUGCUGCUGCUCCCUGGGUGCUGGCUGGGGGGACCACUGUGAGAUCUACCCCUGCCCUGUCUACAGCUCAGCCGAAUUUCAUAGUCUCUGUCCGGAUGGGAAAGGUUAUAUCCAAGAGAGCAACGUCAUCAACUAUGGCAUUCCAGCUCACCGGGACAUCGAUGAAUGUAUGCUCUUUGGGGAGGAGAUUUGCAAGGAAGGCAAGUGCGUCAACACACAGCCAGGCUAUGAGUGUUACUGCAAACAAGGCUUCUACUAUGAUGGCAACCUGCUGGAGUGUGUGGAUGUUGAUGAGUGUCUGGAUGAGUCUAAGUGCCGGAAUGGUGUGUGUGAGAACACCCGGGGCGGCUACCGCUGCUCCUGUACCCCUCCAGCAGAGUACAACCCAGCCCAGCGCCUGUGUCUGAUCCCGGAAGAAAUGGACGUGGAUGAGUGCCAGGACCCAACAGCCUGCCAGCAUGGCCGCUGCAUUAACCUCCCCGGCUCCUUCCGCUGCGAGUGCCACCUGCCCUGGGUUCCAGGGCCCUCUGGACAGGACUGCCAGCUCCUGGAGAGCCCCGCAGACAGGCCCCAGGAGCGGCGGGAUGUGUGCUGGGGCCAGCGAGGGGACGAUGGGAUGUGCGCGGGGCCCCUGGCCGGCCCUCUCCUGCCCUAUGAGGAGUGCUGCUGCCGCCAAGGCCGGGGCUGGGGGGCCCAGUGUCGGCCCUGCCCACCCCGGGGGCCAGGACUUCAGUGCCCGAACUCCCAGAGCGAAAGUAACUCUUUUUGGGACGUGAGCCCCCUGUUCCUGGGGAAGCCCCACCGAGAAGAGGACAGUUCCGAGGAGGACUCGGACGAGUGCCGCUGCGUGAGCGGCCGCUGCGUAGCCCGCCCCGGGGGCGCGGUGUGUGAGUGUCCCGGCGGCUUCCAGCUCGACGCUUCCCGCACGCGUUGCGUGGAUAUUGACGAGUGCCGGGAGCUGAACCAGCGGGGGCUGCUGUGCAAGAGCGAGCGCUGCGUCAACACGAACGGCUCCUUCCGCUGCGCCUGCAAGGCCGGCUUCGUGCGCGUCCGGCCUCACGGGGCCUGCGUGCCCCAGCGCCGCCGCUGACCCGCCCCGGCAGUCCCGCUGCCCGGUCUUGUACAUAGCGGCCCGGGGAGGCCAGGUACGAGCCGCUCUCUGACAUCCUGCGGCGCCCGCCGAGAGACUCGUCCGGGGCCCAAAGGGACGACCUGCCUGGAGCCGGCCCCUUCGGAGGGGCAUCUGACUGUGUGGACUCGGCCUGGCAUGGUCCGCCCGGCCCCUCGCAGGGCCGGGAACCUGCACCAGGCUCUUAGGAGAUUGUAUCUUAGUAACCGGGACCGGGACCCCCGACUUCUGCCCGCCCGCCCGCCCUGGUGUUGAGGGAGCCCGCGAGCUCCAGCGAGAUAAAGUUCACCCGUGUUUACCCUU
Messenger RNA from Monodelphis domestica (gray short-tailed opossum), 5094 nucleotides. It is a transcript of the gene LTBP3, whose product is annotated as latent transforming growth factor beta binding protein 3. Gene Ontology annotation, molecular function: calcium ion binding. Lineage: Eukaryota; Metazoa; Chordata; Mammalia; Didelphimorphia; Didelphidae. The record is from RefSeq and is a predicted model, not a curated record.